Molecule: messenger RNA, 285 nt
Organism: Racocetra fulgida
Lineage: Eukaryota; Fungi; Glomeromycota; Glomeromycetes; Diversisporales; Gigasporaceae
Source: the annotation of a GenBank genome assembly
AUUUUAAACAACUCAAAUUUAAUCCAGACGGAACCUUAGCAAAUUGCGAGAUACCAUGUAUUUGGAAAGCAAAGGAAAUAAAACGUUUAACGUUUAGAGAUCUUAAAAGUGCUGAUGCUCUUUUUUGUGUUAAUCAACCAGGCCUACCAAAAAAGAAAGCACGGAAAGGACAAAAGUUCAUACAGUAUACUUUAGAACCUAAGACUCAUUGUCCAGAAUGUUACGAUAAAGCUCGCAUGUUUGAUAUCCACGCAACUUAUGAUGAAAAUUCAGAAUUACCUACAA